UGAUAAUUAAAAAUAUUCGAGAAGAAUGGCCAUCGUCGAGUCGAGAGUCGUCUGAACCGCGGAAUUAUCUGUUCUUGACAGCCGGAGGAAAGAUUCUCACUCAGGAGUUCUCGCUCUUGCUCGCCGCUGCUCUAAAGUCGGCUGUUGAAAACUUGGGGGGUCAAGAAGCUCCUUUCCUCCCACUUUUUUCGUUUUUGAAGGAUUCCGAUCUGAGAAUCUCCUGCCUAAUCGCCAUAUCUGCACCUUCGAUUGAAAGUGAAGAUUGUUAACGUGGAUAAUACCUGGCACUGUAAACAUGUCGGCUCUGUUCAAUUUUCAUUCGUUUCUGACAGUAAUCCUACUCGGAAUCUGUACCUGUACUUACGUGAAGAUGCAUUUUCCUGCUAUUCUUGAACAGAGAAAUGGGUUCCGUGGCUUCUUUUGGAAAGCAGCCAGAAUAGGUGAACGUUUGAGUCCUUGGGUAGCUGUGGGAUGCUUCUCCAUGGGAGUCUCAAUAAUUUUCUUCUGAGGCAUGCCUAUACUCUCUGUUUUGUGGUUUAUUUAGCAUUUUGUGCCUUACCAUCUUAUUUUAGCAAGAGGGUCGUUGGAAUUAGAGUUCUGUAGUGACAUGGUUGAAAGCUAUUUAAAUCCAUUAUAAAUACACGAGCAUUUCAUUACAAAUUGUUUUGUUUGCUAUGCAGUCUCAAAAAUGUCAAAGAGGAAGAAAACUAUUGUGUUACUUUUUCAUU
Messenger RNA from Momordica charantia (bitter melon), 728 nucleotides. Its product is annotated as kish-A-like protein. The record is from RefSeq and is a predicted model, not a curated record. NCBI's taxonomy places the organism in Eukaryota, Viridiplantae, Streptophyta, Magnoliopsida, Cucurbitales, Cucurbitaceae.